AUGGACAUCGAGAAUGGGGCGGUAUUGAAAAAAUCAGCAAAUAACGACGAUGGACAUACUCAUGGUUCAGUCAUUAGUUUUCAUUCAAUCUAUUAUACUUUAAAUUCUCAAAAAUGCUGUAACUGUAUACCGGUAGCAUGUUUAAAGAAAAAACACCAAGAAAUUCUCUCCGAUAUAUCAGGAAUUUUUAAACCUGGCAUGAAUGCAAUUCUUGGACCCACAGGUAGUGGUAAAUCGUCUCUCUUAGAUAUUCUAGCUGAUCGAAAAGAUCGUCAUGGUCUUAGAGGACAAGUUCUUAUGGAUGGACAACCGCAAACAUUAGAUUUUAAAUAUCGAGUUGGUUACGUUGUUCAAGAUGAUAUUAUAAGUAGUAAUUUAACUGUUCGAGAAAAUUUAAUCUUCUCAGCUAAUACUCGAUUGCCUCGUAAUGUUAAGUCAAAUGACAAGAUAGCCAUUGUUGAUGAAGUUAUUGAACAAUUAGGUUUGAAGAAAUGUGCUGAUCAGAAAGUUGGCAAUGAAAUGAAACGAGGUAUUUCUGGUGGCGAACGAAGACGAACGAAUAUCGGUAUGGAAUUGGUUCUUUCACCUAAAGUUCUCUUCUUAGAUGAACCAACAACAGGUUUAGAUUCAUCAACGGCUCGAAAUGUUAUGAAAUAUUUACAUCAGUUAUCAAGAAAAGGGCGUACAAUAAUCUUUUCGAUUCAUCAACCUCGGUAUUCGAUUUUUAAACUAUUCGAUACUCUCUUUCUAGUAGGUGCAGGACGCUGUAUAUAUCAUGGUCCAACUGCUGAUGUUCUUCCAUUCUUUGCUUCAAUUGGCUUUCAAUGUGAAGAACAUGAAAAUCCGGCUGAUUUUCUUCUCGAUGUAUGUCAAGGUGAUUAUCAACCAACUCAUUCCUCAUCGAAUAUACUUGAUGGAAUCGAUUCAGAUCCGCAAAAUACACAGAUAGUUAAUUAUUUGCAUAAUGCUUAUACAAAAUCAACAUUAUAUACUGCAAUCAAACAACAGAUAAAUGAGUUAUGUCCUUCACCACGAAACUCACCCACACUACCUGAUACUACACCAAAAUCACCAAAAAAAUCCCGUCUAUCAGAAAUAUUCUAUGUAUCACAAAGAACACUACGUAAUACAUUUCGAAAUCCAGCACUUGUCGGUAUGCAAACAGGUGUAUCGAUUUUCUUGGGUAUACUUAUCGGUUUGAUUUACAUUCAAAUGGAUCAUUCUUUAAAUAUUGGUGUUAAAAAUCGUCUCGGUGCCAUCUUUUUUAUGGUAACAAAUCAAGUUUUCGGUAGUCUUUCAGCGCUUGAUCUAUUUAUUAAAGAACGUCCUUUAUUUAAACAUGAAAAUGUCAGUGGAUAUUAUCAUGUCUCAACUUAUUUCAUAGCUAAACUUAUUUGUGAUAUUAUUCCAUUACGAACUAUCCCGGCGAUUUUAUUUUCAGCAAUUGCUUAUUUUAUGAUAGGUUUUCAACGGACAGUUGCAAAAUUUUUUAUCUUCUUCUUUGGUAUCUAUAUUACUUCUCUUAGUGCUUCGUCUUUAUGUUUUGUUGUGUCGGCUAGUGUUGAAGUCUACGGUGUUGCUAAUUUAACGGCAGCUAUGUUUUGUGUUUUAACAUUAAUUUUUAGUGGAUUUCUUGUAGAAAUUACAUCGGUCACUUCAUUUUUAUCAUGGAUAAAAUGGAUAAGUAUUUUUCGAUAUGCAUCAAAUAUAUUUGCUAUUAAUGAAUUUACUGGUUUGAAACUUUGUUUACCCAAUGAUACAAAUACAUGUGACAUCGAUGGUUUAGAUAUAUUAAAAGAACAAAAUAUUGAUUCUUCAACUAAUUGGGAUUUGUGGAAGAAUUUUGUUGCACUAGGUGGUAUUCUGUUUUGUUUUCUUACUUUAACUUAUAUUCAAUUGCUUCGUAUGAAAAAAACUAAAUGA
Molecule: messenger RNA, 1923 nt
Organism: Adineta steineri
Lineage: Eukaryota; Metazoa; Rotifera; Eurotatoria; Adinetida; Adinetidae
Source: the annotation of a GenBank genome assembly